CUGAGGAGGAGGGGGGUAUUGUACAGUUUAGGUAGUCAGUGGCCACGGAAGUUAUGUUUGGUGUUUGAAAAUAUAAGUUUUGCAAUUCAAAUUGUCAUUUUUCUCUACAGGUGGAUGUCUUCAGGCAAAAACAGCAAUUUUUCCUUACUGCAUUGGGAGGAAUUUGAUCUGAUUUAACUUUUUUCUUUGCAGUAACUGUUUAUAGAUAUUGAAUGUAUUGCCUAUCAGAAACAACCUAACUAAGCAUACUGUUAAAGUGUCCAGAACAGCUGCAUCCAUGUCUUGGUUAUCCUGGCUCUUCACUCUGUGGCCCUCCUUAGCCCCAUCCCUGCUCCUUGUGGGGCUUGAGGGAAGACAGCUGGGGCUCAGGGUGGGACUGCAGUGUGUUCAGACAAUGACUUGUUCUCGGUGGGGCACGCUCAGCAACCAGGGUCUGUUCCAGGACGGAGAUGUAGUUAUCGGCGGUCUCUUUAGUCUUCAUUACCAACCUCCAGCUAUAGACUACGUCUUCACCCAGCUGCCACACUACAAACCUUGCACUGGUUUAGAACUUUCUCCAUUGCAAUAUGUAUAUGCAAUGGUGUUUGCGGUGGAAGAAAUCAAUAAUAGCACUACGCUGCUACCAGGUGUGACGCUGGGGUACCAUAUUUUUGAUAGCUGUGGUCGACCACCAUGGGCUCUCCAGGCAGCAUUGUCACUUGUUGGAGGAGACAGCACCAGCUGUAAUUUAACAGACCCUCCAGAUUAUUCUGCUGGAGAGGGAAUUGGAGAAAGGAGAGGUGAUCGCCCUGUUCCCUUGAUCAUCGGUGGUGCUUCGUCUGUAACAAGCCAGAUACUCUCCAGAAUCCUGGGGCCACUCUCUGUACCUUUAAUUAGCUACCUGUCGAGCUGCCCCUGUCUAAGUGACAGGCGCCAAUUUCCUAACUUCUUCAGGACCAUCCCCAGUGAUAUUUAUCAAGCUCGGGCCAUUGCCCAGCUUGCUGUUCGCUUCAGUUGGACCUGGAUUGGGGCAGUGGUAGCAAACAACGAUUAUGGCCACAUGGCAGUAAAGGUAUUCCAGGAGGAGACUCAGGGGAAAGGGCUGUGUUUGGCGUUUGUAGAGACUCUCCAAAGGGAAAACAUUGUGAGUGAUGCCAGACGAGCAGCACUAACAAUUCAAGCCUCGACUGCGAGGGUGAUUCUGAUCUUUACCUGGUACACUGAUGUGAGGGAACUGUUCCUGCAGCUAGCCAAUAUAAAUGUGACUGACAGACAGUUUCUGGCCAGUGAAGCUUGGAGCACCAGUGGUAAUCUUCUACAAAAUCCUGUCACUUCUAAAGUGGCAAAAGGUGUUCUUGGUGUGGCCAUUCGAAGUUCACCUAUACCUGGAUUUGAAAAUUAUCUCAGAAGUUGCCACACAUCUCGUCGUCCUCAUGAUGAGUUUUUAAAAGAAUUCUGGGAAAAGGAGUUUGGUUGUAGCCCUGCAGCCACCCCUCUUCCUUCAUAUGCCUCCUCUUCCCUCAAGUCUGUAACACUUGCAGAAAGUUCUAGUCAUUUAUUAAACAUUUCUACAACACCCCCUGCCAGUAGACCUGUUCAAAAGGCUUCUCCACCACCCUGCAGUGGGACAGAGUCCCUGGAGGGAGUGCAGAAUCUCUUUACAGACACCUCUCAGCUAAGAGUAACAUAUAAUAUCUAUCUUGCUGUUUAUGCUGCAGCCCACGCCCUUCACAGCCUUCUGACCUGCCCUGACAGAGACAGCCCUUCUGGAAACAACAGUUCCACCUGCUCCUCUCCAAAAAACAUCAAACCCAUAGAGCUGUUGCAGCACUUGAGCAACGUGAGUUUCACCACGCCACAGGGUGAAAUGUUUCACUUCCAAGGUGCCGACAUUCCAGCAAAGUACGACCUUGUCAACUGGCAGAAGACCCCUGAGGGGCCCCUCAAACUUGUCUUGAUUGGUCAUAUUGAUGGGUUUGACCUCCACCUUAAUGAGUCAGCUAUUCAGUGGAGCACAGGGUCUAAUCAGGUGCCUGUUUCAGUGUGCAGUAAGAGCUGCCCCCCAGGUACCCGAAAGGUCAACAGGAAAGGAGAACCUCUCUGCUGCUUUGACUGUAUUCCAUGUGCUGAUGGGGAGAUUAGCAAUAAAACUGGUUCCCUUCACUGUGAGCGUUGUCCUUCUGAGUUCUGGUCCAAUGUUGAACAAACAGCCUGUGUUCCUCGUCAGCUGGACUUCCUUUCCUUCAAUGAAACUUUGGGCAUUACUCUGACUACAGCAGCUGUGUCUGGUGCUAUGAUGACAACAGCUGUGUUUGUGGUGUUUAUUUGCUACCGUCAAACACCUAUGGUGAGAGCCAACAAUUCAGAGCUGAGCUUCCUACUUCUCCUGUCGCUGAAGCUCUGCUUCCUGUGCUCACUGGUCUUCAUUGGUCGUCCAUCAGUCUGGUCUUGUCGGUUCCAGCAGGCAGCUUUUGGGAUCAGCUUUGUACUUUGUGUUUCCUGCCUCCAAGUCAAGACGAUAGUAGUUCUCGCAGCAUUUCGCUCAGCUCGGCCUGGUGCUGGAGCCUUGAUUAGGUGGUUUGGUCCAGGCCAACAGAGAGGGAGUGUCGGCCUUCUCACCUGUAUACAGGUCAUCAUCUGUGCCAUAUGGCUGUCCCUCAGUCCCCCAGUGCCUCGACGUGAUCUGGGUUUCCAAGGGUCAAAGGUCACGCUGGAAUGUGCCAUGGCCUCAGUGGUGGGCUUCUCUCUGGUUCUGGGCUACAUUGGCCUGCUGGCCUGCUCCUGCCUUCUUUUGGCCUUUCUUGCUCGGAAACUCCCUGACAACUUCAAUGAGGCCAAACUGAUCACCUUCAGCAUGCUGAUAUUCUGUGCUGUCUGGGUUGCCUUUGUCCCUGCUUACGUUAGCUCUCCUGGGAAGUAUGUUGUUGCUGUGGAAAUAUUUGCAAUCCUGGCCUCCAGCUAUGGGUUACUGCUCUGCAUUUUUGCCCCCAAAUGUUUCAUCAUUCUCUUGAGGCCUGAGAAAAACACUAAGAAACACCUGAUGGCCAGGUAGCAUGGCUAAAUUACCAAUACACAUAACUGGUUCAUCCAUAUCCCAUAUAUAGCUUUUUUUGAGUCCUCUUAGUCUUCUUUCCUUUUCACUUGGCACAGAUUCAUUAUAUUAUAUCAUAUUUUUUACACUGUAUAAUGAAAAAUGAAAAGGUUAUAGUUUUGAUUUUCCAAAAAAAGAAAAUAUGAUAUGAUGACACAGUUACUAUUGUUUGUUAAAAGUGCACCUACUGUACAUUACCUGAUGGCUCUAUCUCAAAUUUCUUAAGAUAUUAAAUUACCUUUGACAGAAUAAAAAUAAAUAAAUAAAUAAACGUU
This is a messenger RNA of Dicentrarchus labrax (European seabass), 3345 nucleotides long. RefSeq names its product extracellular calcium-sensing receptor-like. The transcript has 11 exons. Gene Ontology annotation, molecular function: G protein-coupled receptor activity. Gene Ontology annotation, cellular component: membrane. Bases 278 to 3031 code for a protein of 917 amino acids. Lineage: Eukaryota; Metazoa; Chordata; Actinopteri; Moronidae. The record is from RefSeq and is a predicted model, not a curated record. Gene Ontology annotation, biological process: G protein-coupled receptor signaling pathway.